CCUUGUCCAUAUUCUACGUCAUCCUUAUCUGGAUUCUCUCAUUGCUUUACCGCCACGACAGAUCGCACUCUGCAUUUGUCUCCAAGCACCGCAUUCCUCAUACGACCAUGCCGUUCCUGCACGUGACCUUACGUGGCGCCACGGACCUGCCCUCCAGCGACUUCAGCCUCGUGGGUGGCAAGAGUGACCCGUACGUGAUCUUCAAGCUCAACGGCACCAAACACCGCAGCCCGUGUCUUAAGAACACGCUCAACCCCGUGUGGGACCCUCCUGAGCACUACGUCUUCCCUGUUUCCGACGCUGCCAGUGCUGUGCUUAACGUAGAGGUCUAUGACAUGGACACACUGAACCCGGACGACCUGCUGGGCACGCUCGUGGUGCCUGUGGCCAAGUUUGCGGACGAAAUGGAGGUGUCAACACUCGAGAACUACCCACUCUCGGUGGCCAGCGAGUUCUCGAGCCAGAAGCGCAACAGCACGCUGCUAUUGGAGAUUUGCCUUAAAGAAGUGGACGAUCAGGAGCGUCGCGUAUAUGUGUGGGAGAAUGAGAGCUGGUCUAUGGGCAACGGCUGGAAACCCACCAACAACUCGGAGCGGCGCCAAUGGUCGGCCUACGACGACUCGGCCACCUCCGCCACCUUCUCUGAGGUGGCUCCGCGUGCGCCCGCCAAUAUGACUGGAUCGGGCUGGCAAUACUGCUCCAAUCGCGGAGACUCGCAGGGCUGGUCGUACGCCAAGACUUUUGCAGGCCCCUGGACACCAAACAAACCAGCGUUCAGCUUCGUUCGACGUCGUCUGUGGGAAAACACGUUCAAGCGUGAAAGUGACUGAAAGAAGAGUUGAAUGUAUGAAUGUUGCAUGAUGAUAUUUGGCCCAGUACUAGCUAAGGCCAUCUAAGAAAUGUAUUAACGUUAUUACUGCGUGUAUUAAUGUCCAAAGAGGUCG
Phytophthora nicotianae INRA-310 is the source of this 944-nucleotide messenger RNA. RefSeq lists its product as hypothetical. The transcript has a single exon. Bases 108 to 830 code for a protein of 240 amino acids. The record is from RefSeq and is a predicted model, not a curated record. Lineage: Eukaryota; Oomycota; Peronosporomycetes; Peronosporales; Peronosporaceae.